Mytilus californianus (California mussel) is the source of this 5172-nucleotide messenger RNA. RefSeq lists its product as uncharacterized. Lineage: Eukaryota; Metazoa; Mollusca; Bivalvia; Mytilida; Mytilidae. The transcript is spliced from 2 exons. The coding region runs from base 79 to 3345 and encodes 1088 amino acids. The record is from RefSeq and is a predicted model, not a curated record.
CAUAAUAUACUAUGUUAACAUCAAACCGGUAUUUUAUGAUGAUUUUAUAAACUUACUCAUGCAGGUAAACUAGACAUCAUGGCUGAAUCAAAUGGAAAAAAAAUAAGCGACAACAUUGCAAUAUCAGACCGGAAUAAUGCCGAACAAAAUGAUGAAGUAGAAAAUACAGACUUUGCAAGAGAAGUGACUGAAAGUUCUGUUGAUAUGGAUUGUUGUGCAAAAUGUGAAGUGCCAUAUGAAAGACAACACGAUGAUCAGAUGCAAGAAAAUAGACCGCCGUCGACAGAAGAUUCAAAAAAAGAUGCUGAUGGAGAGGGAAGUCCAACAUUACCAGGGGAAUGGGACAACACGGCAGAUAUUCCAACUUUACACUUUUCAUUUAUUGUAAACCUACUUCUGCCUAAGCAUUUGAUAUCGAAAAGACAUCCAAAAGUAGAACAAGAAAUUGACAAACUCAAUACUAGAGGUCGUCAGCAAUACGGAGAAGAUCCACCAUCAAAAUACAUUGCCGUUGGGAGUAGUGCAGAAUGUUACGAAAUUCCAAGAAUGAUAUCAAAAGAACCUCUUAAGAUGCCAAUAGGUGUUCAACACAGUGACAUAGAUGUUCUUGUGGCAUGGAAUUCGCGACGCAUUAAGGAACUAGACCUUCAAGCUACUGAUAAACAAAAAGUUGUUUUAGAAAUAGAAGAAGUACAUCCUGGAUAUUGUAGACUCUUUAUAAACGAUCCAGAAUCUGUUCUUCGUGGAGUUGAUCCAUCGACUGCAAUAUAUGUUGAAGAAAGGGGAUUUUUUAAUGCCAAAAAAGUUAGAGAUGAUAUCAAAACUUUAAUGGAUCAAAUUGGGUUUCAGCAAUCGACCGAUAUCUCAAAGUUUAUUGUAGAUCAGAAAGGUCCAGCAGUUGGACUUGAAGACAUCACUGCAAGAACUUUAAAAUUGUUUCAAUCGAGUACAAGUUUGCAACAUCCUCGACAGGAGAUGGUUGCCGCUUUACCAAUCACGUGGCCCAAAAUUGCAAAUAAUUGGACGUUAAGGCAGAAAACAAACAACUGGUUGUCUGAUACAUUAAUAAAAUCCAUUGUUGAUGAAGGAUGCCAUGUUGUGCCUGUCCCACAUCGACACACCAAACAUCCUAACAUAGAAUGGAGAUUGUCGUUCGCAACAUCAGAAGUAAGGCUAGCAAAAGACGUUGUAACGGACGACCAAAGACAGUGUUAUGUAUAUUUGAAAUUACUUCGACAAGUAAGAAUGAAAGGUUUAGAUCUUCUCUCUUCCUAUCAUAUGAAGACAGCUUUUCUUUACUCGUGUGAACGCCUUCCGACUGAGUGUUGGCAUGAAAAUCAAGGAGGAUGUAUUAUAUAUGUUCUCGAUACUUUGAUAGCAUUUGUAAAAGACCGAUGGCUUCCUAGUUAUUUCAUACCAGAAAAUAAUCUUCUGGAUCAUCUAACUGAAGAUGAAUUCCAUCAUCUGGAUAUUCUGUUAGCUUCAAUCCGAACGGACCCAAUUUCUCCAGUGUUAGAGUUUACAGACACCAACAUUAUUGCAAACCAAAGUGCUGUGCUACCAUUCAGACAUUUUAUUGGCCCAGUUUUAGAUGAUUUUAGAAAGUUCAAAGUUCACAGGAAUAGAGAGGAAUCAGCAAAAGAGUGUAUUCAUACACUUAUAUCAUUUGUUUCGGCACUUCUCGUUGAUGAUAAAGUAGAUGAUUCAGUCCAUUAUUUGGCCGACCUUUACGACUUCCUUCAAACAUGUGCACCAGCUGAUUGUUUUAGCAAAUAUUUAUAUUCCUUUAUUUCCCAGUGGAAAAUAGUAACACAGUGCAUCAGGUGUCUGGAGUUUGCCGUUGAUUUUUACGCGAACAAAUAUCCGGACAUUAGAAAUGUAAAUCGUUAUCUUGGUAACUUUUAUCACGCUUACUCAUGUCAACAUCCGAAAGGGUCUCACAUAAACCGUCAACUACUUUUAAAGACAACUGACCAUUUCAAUCAGUAUGUAGAAGAGAAAGGAUUGUACGACUCCGUCAGUGUAGAGUUUGCUCUCUGUAACAUGGCAACUGGACGCACCGAUAUUUGCAUUUCUCAUUUAAAAGAUUAUGUUAAGAGUAGCUGCGACACUCCAGACAACUACACUAAUGUCAACGAUACCAAAAUCAUAACAUUAGAGAAAAAUCUUAGAAAAGAUUUAAUCAACCUGGUUGGAGAACCUAUUAGAAUGAUUGCUUUACCAUCUUUUCCACUUGCGUUAUACAUGUUGCUAGUGGCAUACCAACAGGAGAACAAUAUUAAAGGUAUACCUGAUGAAAUCUUAGAUAAAUUUCAGCAAUACUGUCAGCAAUCAAACACGUUUUGGAGUAACUACUUACAUGGUCUUUUCUUAACACAUUUACAACUUUGGGGAGAAGCUGAAGUUGCUUUUCACAAAGCGAAUACAAUUACCGAAUGCCAGUAUUCAAAUUGGAAAGAAAUUGCAUGUCAUAUCGAGAAUUUGUUGUCUAAAGGAAAGCAUUCUGAAAUUACUGCAUAUAUGAAGGAGAUUCCUACUGAUAAAUUUGGUGGAAGUCGUAUCGCUGUGGUUCACACAGUAGCAUUUCAACUCAGCUCAGCAAGUAAGGCAGUCCAGUUUACCGAUCAUGUUAUGGACAACCUUGAAGAUUUGAAUCUUUCAACGUUUAAUGGUAAUCUGGCAUGUUUACAUUUUGCAUCAGCAUUUGAGUAUCCGGAGGAAUCAGAUGAAAGAAUAACUGCUUUAGUCAGAGCUGAAACAUUGUUCUCUACAUUCCUAUCAGAAAUACCGAAUAAAGAAUCGGCUACUACGGUGGAUUAUGCUGCAUUUCUUUGUAACCAAGAAAGAUGGCCGGAAGCAAUGGAUAUUCUUGAGACGUUUCUAUUUAAGGCAACUACAAAUAAAUGUAGCAAUUCUUACGGAACAAUAGAAUAUCUCACACUCGAUGAUUUUCUUAAAAAGGAAGUGGAUAUUCACACUAAAAUAGAAGCUCCCUCAAGGGCAUUUGCUUAUUAUCAUACUAUCAAAUGCUUAGUAAAGAUACGGGAACCAGAUCAAAAGAUAAAAGGUGUCAAAGCUGCAUUCAUUAAGUUCUGUACAGAGAUUAAAAACAGCAGAUCAUUCAGUCUUCUUGGAUACAGUGAGAUGCUUAGUGAAAACUGGUACAGGGCUGAACAUUGGUUUUGCAAAGCUGUUGAAAUCGCAUGGGACUAUACAGCUGCAAAACAAAAUGUUAAUUUGUGUAAGUCCAAGAGGUCAUCGGUCGUGGAAGAAAAGUAUGAGGAGAAAUAUAUUCCUCUCUGUGUAGCAGCUGAAUUGAAAGGGGUUUUACCAUUGCAAAAGUAAAACAAAAUUAAACUAGAGCUUAAUAUCCUCAAGCUCUCUAUCAAUGAUUGAUCUUAAAGUACUGUAAAUAUUAUGAAAUUAUUUCAAAACUAUUAUAUAUUCCUAAACUUAUGCAGUGUGCUGGCCCUUUUACUAAAAAUACAAAGCCCUUCGGAAAAUGGAGGAAGAGGGACAGAAGAAGGUAGUCUGUAUUUCAGUGAUUGUCGUUGGUUCAUGUGUCAUAUUUGUUUUUCGUAAAUCGGAUUGUUAUAAAUUAGUUCGUUAGAUGAGUUUUCUCAUUGUUGACGUCCAUAUGGUGACCAGUAAUUUCUUAUAUCCACGUCAUUCAACUUUGCCGAUAGUUGUCUCAUCGGCAAUCAUUGCCAUACCACAUCUCCUUAUUUUUAUAUUGAUAACUGUGACUAGUACUUGUAAAAGUAGUUCAUUGUUUUGUAUCAUUACUCGCACAGGUAAUGUAUACAAUCAACCCAACGCUUAGGGUUUAGAUUUGCUUUUUUAAUAAAUAUUCCUUAAUACUUUACUUUUGGUCUUAUUUUGGUUUUAUCAGCUCUUUAAAAUUUGUAAAAAGUAUUGGACUUUCAAAUACUUUGGCCUCGAUCAUCACUUAAUAGACAGUAAUUGUCGAAAUGCACAAUUGGUCACGCGGCAGUGAAAUUUAUACCGGGGGGAUGUAAUUAUUACAAAUGGGUCGAUACCUCUGCUGGCGAACUGUCCGACAUCGAGGUCUACAAACAAGAAAUAAAUCAAGGCAACAGCAGAUGUUAAAGACCACCGAAGGAAAAUGUAUGUAAGAAGAACUUAAAAGUAAUAUUAUAUAGUAUUCUUCAUAUAGCAAUAUUAUUUAUACAAACUAGUAUAAGCAUCUUUUCUUUUGCCUUAAAAAGACAAUGAUUAAGGUUAUGAUAGCAAUGUGGUUGUGAGGUCAUUGCAUCUUGUAUUUUGUGGAAUAUAUAUUGAUUCACUAAUUUUUCAGUUUGAAACAUGAUUAAAUAUUGUUUUGUUAUUUUCUGUACUGUACUCAAAUUUAUUAUCGAUAUUGCGCUGAACCUUGUUUCUCUGCACUAUAUAUGUCAAAGAAGUUUAAGGAUGUACUGAAGUCAGGUUUAGGAAUUUGUGUCAAAUGUCCUUGGUUUUUUUUCCCUACGAUACAGGGUAAAAUAUUUUGCGCCAUAACACCAAUUCUUCUUCAUAUAAGACUUCAAUAGCUCAUAAAAGGUCAUUUACCAAAAUUUAAGCAGAUUCUAGAUUUCUUUUCUUUCGAUUUGAGACCCAAAUAAUACCAUUGCAAAUAUAUGGUAAAAGUCCGAGUCAGCCUUUUCCUUCCAUUUUUGAAAAAUUAAAUACCUCGAAAAGGAGCUCCAUAACCUAUCAAUAUUUUUAGCUUAUUUUGUUCCUAACUAAUGCUCUUCCGACUUGUAGUAUCAAUUUUAGUUUUUUUUAAUUUCACCUAAGUACAUCCUUAAACCUAUUUGUAUAGCUGAAUAUAAGGUAUGGGUUUUUCUCAUUGUUGAAGGCUGCAUGGUUGCCUAUAAUUGCUUACACCCACUUCAAUUGAACUUUGGUGGAUAGUUGUUUCAUCUGCAAUCAUAUCACAUCUCCUUAUUUUCAUAUUUAAAAUACAGUCACUGAUAUAAGAGUGUAAAAGGGCAUACUUUACUAUAAUCAAGCAAGUACUCAUUAGUUUGCUUUAAGCAACCAUGUGCAUUAUUAGAUAGGUAAAUUGUGAGACAUUUUACAUUAUGCCUCACAUCUAAUUUCAUUCAUGUAACAGAGACUUGGCCCUUUGUCCAAUUUAGCAUUCUUGAAUAAAAUAUAGUUUUAGCAAGA